This is a messenger RNA of Juglans microcarpa x Juglans regia, 811 nucleotides long. Its product is annotated as nuclear transport factor 2B. Gene Ontology annotation, biological process: nucleocytoplasmic transport. The record is from RefSeq and is a predicted model, not a curated record. The coding region runs from base 141 to 503 and encodes 120 amino acids. NCBI's taxonomy places the organism in Eukaryota, Viridiplantae, Streptophyta, Magnoliopsida, Fagales, Juglandaceae. The transcript is spliced from 3 exons. Gene Ontology annotation, cellular component: nuclear pore central transport channel.
CAAUAAAAUAGAAGCGUCCAAUAAACACUCGAAAUUCCCUUCUGCGAUACGCAGCAAUACAACAUUUCUUCUCUCUCUCUCUCUCUUUAGCUCUCUUGUUUUCGCGUCGGAGGCGGGGGCAUUGCUCGGGUGCGGUGGAGAUGGAUCCGGACCAGUUAGCCAAAGCAUUCGUGGAGCACUACUACUCGACGUUCGAUGCGAACCGUGCGGGGCUGGUGAGCCUCUACCAGGACGAGUCGAUGCUGACCUUCGAGGGCCAGAAGACCCAAGGCUCCCAGAACAUCGUCGCCAAGCUCACUAGCCUCCCCUUCCAGCAGUGCCAGCACGGCAUCACUACUGUCGAUUGCCAGCCCUCUGGCCCCGCCGGCGGCAUGCUCGUCUUCGUCAGCGGCAACCUCCAGCUCGCCGGCGAACAGCACGCCCUCAAGUUCAGCCAGGGUUUGGUGGCACUGCUUGGUGAAUCUCGUGCUUUGUUUUUAUCCUAUUGUGCAGAUCUUCCUUAAUAGCAGUACAUUCCUCCUCCUUCAAGUGAAUCAUUAUCAGCGUCUCCCACGAUUUUUUGCCUUUGUGAUUUUCUGAACCGGAUGAUUUAUGCCAACGAUAUUGGCAUAAGAUGUGAAGGAAACACGUUGUAGUGUAUUUCUCUCGAUGAACUUCUUGUCCUUGUUGUGUAUUUUACUAAGAAUUCUGUCCAGGAAACAUGAAUGUAUUGGCAUAAAUGUCAUGAUAACGAGUGUCCUGUUUAUUGAUAAGUAAUGAGAGGUACUUUUUGUGCUUGGAAUAAAGAUACAAACCUGGGAUGAUUUCUAUC